Mytilinidion resinicola is the source of this 1703-nucleotide messenger RNA. Its product is annotated as UMP1-domain-containing protein. Gene Ontology annotation, biological process: proteasome assembly. The coding region runs from base 13 to 1503 and encodes 496 amino acids. The record is from RefSeq and is a predicted model, not a curated record. Lineage: Eukaryota; Fungi; Ascomycota; Dothideomycetes; Mytilinidiales; Mytilinidiaceae. The transcript has 5 exons. Gene Ontology annotation, cellular component: membrane.
CACCAACCAAGAAUGAAGCCCCUAAUAGCAGUCCCAGCAACAAUUGCGCUGCUAUACCGCGCCUGGUCGCGGAACUCCCUCACACCAGUCGGACUCGUUGUCGCUGGCACUACUGCCGUCAUCCACGCGAUCCACCCUUGGAGCGUCUUCUUCGCACUGCUGGGCGUCUUCUUCCUCUCCGGAACCGCUGUGACCAAGGUGAAACAUGAUGUCAAAGCCCGCCUCACGCACUCCUCAACUGGCUCGCCAGGCGGCGAAGGCCCCCGAAACCACAUCCAAGUGCUCGCGAACUCGCUCGUCGCGACGGUGCUCAUAGCCCUGCACUCCUACGACAUCCUGACGGGCGAUCGAACGCGCGCGUUUAGUCUUACGGAUGAGGGAUCGUGCUGGGGGCGCGCGAAUGAUGUGCUGGUGGUUGGGAUCGUUGCGAACUACGCCGCUACGGCUUCUGAUACAUUCUCGUCGGAGCUGGGCAUACUGUCGAAGAGCCCUCCUCGACUUAUCACCGCCCCAUGGCGCGUGGUCCCUCCUGGGACGAAUGGCGGCGUUACGGUUACUGGCCUUGGCGCUGGGCUUUUGGGGUCCUUUAUCGUUGCUGCGACUUCGACGCUGUUGAUCCCGUUCUGCUCGACCUGGUCGAUUGCUGAUAAAGCCCAAUAUACGGCUGCUCUGACUUUUGCGGGCUUCGCUGGAACGCUGCUGGACUCCCUCCUUGGAGCUCUCUUCCAGGCCAGCGUAGUAGACGUGCAAUCUGGGAAGGUGGUCGAGGGCGCAGGGGGGAGGAAGGUCUUAGUCCACAGUGCUGGGUCGUUGCACAUCAAGCAAGAAGCGAAACUGCGGAGCCGGGGGGAUGCGGCUGCUGGUAUUGCUAGAACGUCAGCUUUGGAGGGACCUCCGAGUGCGUCGACUCGAUCGAAAUCUAGAGAUGCGUCGGGAGAGGUAGCAUUAGACGAUUCGCAUGAUAGUAGACGGGUAGAGGUCGGACGUGAUAUUCUAGACAACAAUGCUGUCAAUUUAUUGAUGGCGGCGUUGUCCCUCCGCUUCAUCCCCCCCCACCAAAACCCAACCACCACAACCCCCGAACUCGGCGCCCCCAGCGCGCCCGGCAUCCACGACACCCUGCGCUCGCGCGCCGCCCUGACCACGCCCAAACCCACGUCUGCCUCCUCCUCUGGCAGCGCCGGUCCCGUCGUGCUCGACUCGGCGCACCCCCUCGAAGCGCGCCUCACGCAGUGGCGCGCGACCCAGGACGCGGUCAAGAUGGAGGGCCUGCGGCGCACGUUCGGCAUCGCGGAGCCCGUGCGGCGCGGCAUGGAGCUGCGGAUUGCGGGCGCGGGCGAGUGGCGGCCCGCCGUGCUGGGCGGCGCGAGUGGCGUGCAUAGUGAUAUUCUGGCGGGCCGGGAUGCGGAGAUUGGAUGGGAGGAUGUUUUUGUUGGGAAUGAGCUUCGUGAGGUGCCGGAUUUCCAUAGUGAGAUGGAGGCGAGGAUGAAGAUGAAUUGGUAGGGGAGUGGAGGGGAUGGGGAGAUGGGGAGAUGGGGAGGGUGCGGAGGUGCUGGGCCAUGGACGGGCUUUGAGGAUGAGGGAGAGGUGCUUUGGCAAGGCUCAUAUCAAGAGUGAGGUUGGCGGUGGAGAGGCGGGUCUACAAGACCGAGGGUUGACUAGACUUGUACAACAAGCAAUCCAACCAAAUAUACCUUCUAGAC